Messenger RNA from Saccostrea echinata, 599 nucleotides. RefSeq lists its product as uncharacterized. Bases 6 to 563 code for a protein of 185 amino acids. The record is from RefSeq and is a predicted model, not a curated record. The transcript has 8 exons. Lineage: Eukaryota; Metazoa; Mollusca; Bivalvia; Ostreida; Ostreidae.
UGAGAAUGAUGGCUUUCAAAAAUAAACUGGUUUUCGUUUGCUUUCUUGGAGUAACAUUUUGUGCCGAAUGGGAUGAUUGUACGUUUAAAUCUGGAAGAUUUAAAGGAUGUCCACAUGAUGGAAUGUGCAUACCCUUCGGUAAAGAGUGGGCUGUUCGUGAGGGAAAGGUCAUCAGAUGUAUGGGGAACAAAGAUAAAUUCUAUAUAGAAAUAGUCAAAGGAGGCUUUUGUAAAGAUAAUAAAGAGGGAUUCAAAGGGUGUUUAUACCAAGGCCUUUGUCAGCCUUUUGACUUUGACUGGAAAAACUUCGAAGGUGCAACAUUACGAUGUACAAGAGAUGAAAAGAAAGGAUAUAAAAUCAUUACCGUCAAACCAGGAUUUUGUCGUGAUGAACAAGGUGGAUAUAUAGGUUGUAUUCACAACAAGAAAUGUCAUCCAUUUGGAAAGACCUGGGAGACAAGUAAUUGCCAAACCGUGAAAUGUGCCGGAAACAGAUGGAGCUUUAGAACUCAAAUCAUUAAUGAAGGUUACAAAACUGCGGACGGAUCAUGUAAAAAGAUAUAACUGUUAACAGCAAUAAAUAUUGAAAAAUAUUUUUAA